Messenger RNA from Rotaria sordida, 1752 nucleotides. The record is from the annotation of a GenBank genome assembly. Lineage: Eukaryota; Metazoa; Rotifera; Eurotatoria; Philodinida; Philodinidae.
AUGGUUCGAUGUGGAAAAGCGUUGACCGGUCCCCCGAACGAACCUUUAAAACAGUUGCUUCCAAUUCGUCUUCAAACGGUUAUUUCCAUUCACUCGAUAUUGGACCUUGUCAAACAAGUGAAUGCUAGUGAGAAGAUCGGUUAUGGAGGCGAAUAUACAACAACAGAAACUCAGUGGAUUGGUACUGUGCCUAUAGGAUAUGCAGAUGGAUUACAUCAAUAUUUCAAAGCGACUGGCGUCCUUGUUGAAGGAAAGCGAUUACCAAUCGUUGGACGUAUCGCCAUGGAUCAACUUAUGAUUGGUCUCGAUCGAAAGUACCCCGUUGGAACUCGUGUAACUUUUAUCGGACAGCAAGACAAUCAGACAAUUAUGGCUGAUGAAGUUGCUCGAGAAGCAAACAUACCAAGAUCAGAGACAUAUGAAGAAUUUCGAAAAGAACGAUUGAAAUUAAAUUAUGAUUGUACAUUAAAAUUAUGGUAUUCACUACCUGAUACUCUACCAACAAAUGAUAAUAAUCGAGUGAGACGACAAACACGUAAACAACAACGAGCACGUUUCAGAAAAAUAAGAAAUUAUUUGGUUUAUGCUAUAUUGUUCAAGAAAACAUCUCUUAAGAAGAAAAUUAAGUCAACAGUUUUUCGACUAUGGAAUGAAACAUUAAAUAUCCCCCCAUCAAAUGAUGAAUUUAUUCGUGAUUUACAUCAAUUAAUGGGUCGAGUCACUGUAGAGUUUUGUAAUAGAGGACGACAAUAUGAUCCAACAAUCAGUUAUGAAGAAUUAUUUAAAGCUGGUCGAAGUGUUUGGUUUAUGAGUGCUUUUCACCUUGAAUGCAAUUUACCUUUAAGUUUCACUGAUUCUAUGCUUGGUUAUAAUAUGCUUUAUCCAUAUACAGAUGAUUUAGUCGAUUGUAACGAUAUAAGUCGAGAAGCAAAAGCCGAUUUUGCAAAAAUUUUUCAUGAACGACUAUUGGUUGGUGAACCAACAUAUGAUUCUCAAGUACAUUUUGAUGGAAAACAAUCAAAUGUUACUGAAUUAAAUUUACCAUCAUCAUUACAAGCACAAGCUAAUCGUAUAGUAAAAAUAUUUGAUAUGGUUAAAUUUAUUGAAAAUGAUUGGAGACGUGGUGGUGAAUAUGAAGGUGUUUAUAUGAGUUUAACUACAAUACAUGAAGCACAAAUGAAAUCAACAUUACAACAUGCAAGAACUGAAGAUGAUUAUGCACCAACCAUGGCACAAAUUGAACAAAUUAGUGCAGAAAAAGGUGGCGCAUCAGUAAUAGCUGCUGGAUUUUUACUUCAAGGACGAUUAACAAGAGCUCAAAUGGCUUAUUUAGAAUAUAUAGGAUUUGGUUUACAAUUAAUUGAUGAUUUACAAGAUCUAAAAGGAGAUAUGAAAAAUAAUCAUCGAACAGUUUUUACUCAAACUCUUGCUGAAGGUCGAACAUUAGAUGCACCCACAGCACGUCUUAUACAAUAUUGCUAUUGUGCACCAGCAUAUGAAAAAUUUAGUGAUGAUCAACGUACAGUUUCAGAUGGAGAAACUGAUGUUACAUUAGCUCAAUAUGUUCGAGUUUUAAUGAUGAUGUUGUCUGUUUUAUUGGUUUUAGAAGCUGCAUCUCGAUUACAAAAAUAUUAUUCAAGAAAAUUCUAUCGUGAAUUAUCUUCACUAAGUCCACUUAGAUUUCAUCAUCUCAAAUUAAUUCAUAUUGAAAAAAGACUUUGGAGUCUUGUACAAAAACAUUGGUUUAAUUAA